Anopheles marshallii is the source of this 1023-nucleotide messenger RNA. It is a transcript of the gene RhoGAP16F, whose product is annotated as WW domain-containing protein tag-325. Gene Ontology annotation, biological process: regulation of GTPase activity; signal transduction. The coding region runs from base 1 to 1023 and encodes 340 amino acids. Lineage: Eukaryota; Metazoa; Arthropoda; Insecta; Diptera; Culicidae. Gene Ontology annotation, cellular component: cytoplasm. The record is from RefSeq and is a predicted model, not a curated record. The transcript has 6 exons.
AUGGGUGACUAUUUGGGCUUAGCACAGAGCAAGGUGAAGCCACGCAGCAUUGUGGACGGCUUCUCUAACCGGACAGCGACGAUAAAAAAGAGACCACCACGCCCGGCAGGACAUUCUACAAACUCGAGGCCCAUAUCGACCUCCUCGAUUGUGAUAGAUACCGCCGCGCAGUUUCGUUAUCUGCAGGAAGAACAUCGAUUGGUGUUGGAGAAGUGCAAAACGCUUGAAGACAGCUACUCCAUACUGCAAGCCGAGUACGAGAAAGUGAAAUCCGAAAACAAAAGGCUUCAGACUGCGUACGAAGAGCUUCAGGAAAAUUUCAACAACGCAACGGAGAAAAAUUUCAACGCUGGCAGAUUUUUGGUCUAUUUAAAACUAAAGCGCCGCACCGACAAAGAAACGCUGGAGAAGCGCAACAUCAUCAAGAAUGAAGCUUGCUUCAACACCUACCUGCAGGAUGUCGUUAUGCUGGACAAUCCCCGAAUACCGCGUAUUAUACACGAAUGCGUCACGGUGCUGGAAUCGAACGAUAAGUUCAUGAAGAGUCCCGGAGUCUACCGUGUGUCGGGUGAUCAUAACACGAUACAGAACUUGCGGUACGACAUCAAUGCGAACAAUUACAAAAGACUACGCAAACAAAAGUCGCCCCACGAGAUAUGCGGCAUACUGAAGUUGUUUCUGCGAGAGCUCAAGGAUCCUAUUAUAUCGCUGGAAGCAUGUGAAAAGUAUUUCCCGGAUGUGCUAGAACUGAAAAUUAACACACGGUCUAAAGUUGUACAGUUGAUCAACAGCUUAGACGCAGUAAGAAAGAAUACGCUCAAAGUUCUCAUAAAACACCUCCGGAAUGUUGCUGCUAUAGAGGAAAACGAAGUGGACAGUUUCAGCCUGGGGUUGCUGUUUAGCUCACUUAUCUUCAACGAAACACUGGCGGACGUGUGUCCGGUAAAGUUUCAAAAACUGACCGCCGUGCCGCGUGAAUGCCUAAUCAUCAUGAUGGAGGAUUAUGAGGCAAUUUUUGAAUAA